Messenger RNA from Bacidia gigantensis, 687 nucleotides. RefSeq lists its product as uncharacterized. The coding region runs from base 1 to 687 and encodes 228 amino acids. The transcript is spliced from 2 exons. The record is from RefSeq and is a predicted model, not a curated record. Lineage: Eukaryota; Fungi; Ascomycota; Lecanoromycetes; Lecanorales; Ramalinaceae.
AUGCGUCUUUUGAACACUCGAACAUCUGAAUUCAAGGAAAUCAAUAGCCAUCAUGGCCUCAAAUAUGCUAUUCUUUCUCAUCGGUGGAGCGAGCAAGAGGUCUCGUACGAAGAGAUGCAGAAAGGCACAGCGCUGGAAGGGCUGGGCUUAUCCAAAAUUCGCCACUUCUGUCGUUUGGCUGCGGACAAAGGCUUCGAUUGGGCGUGGGAGCUUCUUGCGCCUCAAGAGAUACUGUUUUUCGAUGCUGACUGGAAUGAGAUGGGAAGUCUCUCAGAUUAUGCGACAGAUGUAUCGGAAAUAACGCGUAUUGCAUGCCACUAUCUAUUUUCGAACUAUGAAAGAGCUUUGUAUCCAAAGCCGAAAAGGGAAAUUCAAUUUGCCAGUGUAGCAGAGAGAAUGAGCUGGGCCUCGUAUCGUGUGACGAGCAAGGAAGAGGACAUUGCUUAUUGCCUCCUAGGGCUUUUCGGGGUCAAUGUGUCCCUACUCUACGGCGAAGGUGCAGGGAUGGCAUUUCGAAGGUUGCAGAUCGAGAUCAUGAACGAUCGUCGGACGAAUCAAUCUUUGCUUGGAUUUCGGAUGAAGAAAGAUCCGGCCUGCUUGCACCCCAUCCACGCUGUUUCGGAGGAUCUGGAGACAUUCUCAGUGAUUUCCAACUCUCGCAUUCAAUCAGAAGGCUGUAUACAAUGA